GCCAAAGCUCAUUGGCCACUGGUGUGGAGUUCCAUAGCACUUGUGCGCAUAUAUCAUCGCUCUCUUCGGCCGUUUUUCUCUCCCCUUAUCUCUCUCUCUCUCUCUCUCUCUCUCUCUGCUUUGCUCUUCUGCUUGUAACUGUACCGACAUGGCUCCUAGCAAAUGGGGUUUCUCUGCUUCCGUUUAGAACUCAAAUUAAGCUGCUCCUUCCACUUACUCUACAAGCACUUCUACAAUUGAGUUCUUCUCCACCAACCUCACUGUUAAAACGGCAUUGUAUGGAAUAUUUGAAUUAGAAUUAAGUAAAACUCAUUGCUGGGAUCAUUAAUUUUGGAGGACAGUAUGGCUAUGCAAACUGUGUAUUUCAAGGGACAUGAAGGAAUUGCCCCUAAUCCCAUAGGCCAGUUUUCAUCUUCAUUGUCAGGACCUUGGUGGAGUUCCUUGGGAUCUCAACCGGUGUAUGGUGAAUCCUGUGGCCUGUCGAAACCUUCUACUAAGGAGCAGCCCAAUACUGGGGACCAUUUCACUGCCACUAAACUUGCCGGGCGGGGUACUGAACAAGGACUGGAAAAAGGGAACACAAAUCAGUUCACUAUCUUUCCUGGGGAUGGACAGAAGUCCCAGGCAGCAAUCUCUCUGCAAUCAUCUCCGGGAAAAUAUCAUGGUCAUUUUGAGCUUGGAUUCAGCCAGCCAGUGAUUUGCGCAAAAUAUCCAUUUAUGGAUCAAUGCUAUGGACUAUUCUCAACCUAUGGACCUCAAAUUUCGGGACGCAUUAUGCUGCCACUGAACUUGACUGAGGAUGAAGGACCAAUCUAUGUAAAUGCUAAGCAGUACAAUGGAAUCAUGCGUCGCCGACAAUCCCGUGCGAAGGCUGUCAUUGAGAACAGAGCAGCUAGACUGCGUAAGCCGUAUAUGCAUGAAUCGCGCCAUCGUCAUGCAAUGCGCCGACCAAGGGGCUGCGGUGGUCGUUUUCUGAACACUAAGACUAUGAACAAUGGGGACAAAGGAACUGAAGGGAAGCAAGUUGGUGAUGGGCAGCUGUUUAGGCUUUCGGGUUCUCAGAGUUCUGAAGUCCUGCAAUCCGAUAGUGGAACUUUAAACUCGUCAAGGGAAACGAAUGGCAGCAUUUCUAACAUAUCCGGAUCAGAGGUGACAAGUACGUACUCUAGGGGAGACCUUGAUUGUUUUUCAAUCAAUCAUCCUGGUCCCUCCUUGCACUCUCUCUCAGACAUGAGAGAUAGUGCGCGUGGUAUGGUCAUUCCAACCAAAUGGGUUGCAGCAGGAGAUAACUGCUGCAACCUCAAUGUUUGAUAGCAAAGGAAAAGAUGGGGUUGGUGCCAACUCCGUUGCCUCAACCCCAUCUACUCCGCAACCAGAUGGAGAAGCCUUGUUGCAGUUUCUGUUAAGGCUGUUGCAACAGGCUUUCGGUUCUAGGAUUGUCCUGCCCCCAUUUGGUUGCUGUCGAAAGGCAAAUCAUUCUUGGCUAAUGCUUGCGGAAAAGUUUUCCUGCCGUUCGAUGCAGUCAUCCUGUUCGGGCGGCUAGCGAAAACAGCGGAAACCUUGAAGCAGCAUAAAUUAAUCAGUAGACUGUAUAUAUGGCUCUCUUCCCAUAAGAGGAAUCAAAACUUAAGAGUCUGGUGUGUGUUUGUGAUAAGAAAAAAAAAAAAGCUAAAUGUCUUGUGUAAUACUGUAAUAUCUUAGUGUCUGGAUUUUUGACCUACUUGAUUGGUGUGAUGUAUAACUGAAUGCUUGUGUUGUGUUCCGAACGUUUGGAAGAAUAAUGUAUCAUAUUUUAAGACAUA
Molecule: messenger RNA, 1802 nt
Organism: Pyrus x bretschneideri (Chinese white pear)
Lineage: Eukaryota; Viridiplantae; Streptophyta; Magnoliopsida; Rosales; Rosaceae
Product: nuclear transcription factor Y subunit A-10-like
Exons: 6
Coding region: 343-1311 (322 amino acids)
Biological process (GO): regulation of transcription by RNA polymerase II
Molecular function (GO): RNA polymerase II cis-regulatory region sequence-specific DNA binding; DNA-binding transcription factor activity, RNA polymerase II-specific
Source: RefSeq, a predicted model, not a curated record